Lethenteron reissneri (Far Eastern brook lamprey) is the source of this 5274-nucleotide messenger RNA. Its product is annotated as B box and SPRY domain-containing protein-like. Gene Ontology annotation, molecular function: protein binding. The record is from RefSeq and is a predicted model, not a curated record. NCBI's taxonomy places the organism in Eukaryota, Metazoa, Chordata, Hyperoartia, Petromyzontiformes, Petromyzontidae.
CUUUUUAGGGUGUUUUGGCUACUGCUAUACAAUUCCACAUGAUGAUGAUGAUGGCUGAGCUAUCACGUAUGGCCCGGUCGCUUUUUAAAAAGAGCUACUACAUAGGUCAGUGGGCCUUAACUGGUAAAAUAAUUAUACUUUAGUAAUUAGUUUAUAGAUUGGUACCAGCGGUGUCAAUCUCUGCCUCUAUGGAGGAGGCUCGUGAAGGACGACACUGGGCAGUACCAGGCUAGGUGCACGUUGAGGACGCUGCUACUGGCCAGUUGGAGGUGGCCGUCCUCCAGCAACAACAACGAGGGGCAGAGGAGCGGCGCUCACAACAACGAGCGGCUAAAACGCAGCGAGUUGGCAGAGUACUCAAAUUGUGAAUGUUGUAGUGGAUUUACUCCCCAACACAGAGCCGCUGUGCUGUGCUAGUGACGAAUUGGCACGUUCAGUUUACGUGACAAACCCUCUAACUAAUUGGCCAUGUCGCGUGGUGGUGGGUUCAACACCACAUUUGUAUUUACACAAUCUAACCCAAUAAAAAAUAAACCUAUACUAUGGAUUACAUUGGUCGCGACAAAGCCUCCUGCUGAGGGUUAAACUGCCUGUUACAUUCAAGUUGAGUAACCUGCCUAUGGGGCAAAGGGCACCUCCCGUUCUGUAAUUUCCUCUGAUCAGCCGCUCCCACUGGCCAAAGGUCCUUACCCUCCCAGGGUUGGUCGUACCCGUGGGUGCCAGGAAACACACAAAAAUCAUUCUGACUCCACGCCACCCGACCCGACACACACACACAGACCCGGGAGCCGUGUCGUAUAAGUCACCUUACUGAACGGUUGCGGGGUUGUUUUGCGUGUUGAUGUAACAAAGGGGGAAAGGGAAAGUGGGGAGGGAGAGAGGGAAGGCAGCCCCGUGGAUUUAUCGAGUUUCUUGGAGAUCGUGAAGGCGUAGGAAUAUCCGUCGCGUUACUGCCACACGCGCACACCUCGCUCGUACCAGCCCAAGGGGUGCGUUGGGGUCGAUUCAAGGCAUGCUCAUCAGAAUGGGACUCCUUAAGGACGCGACAUCCCGACUGCUAAUAGUUCUGAUCGUAUCACGGAUGGCCGAUGUGAGCUGCGGUCAACCCUCGCCUUCAAAUCAGGAUGAGUGCCAAACUCAGGGCCGGUACAAGUCGGCGGCCGGCUUCUGCUGUGCGCUUUGUUCGCCAGACGAAGACGUCGUAAGCGAAUGCACGGCAGAGACCGCCACUGUGUGCCGGUGCAAGGAGGGAUACGGGCGCCUCGAACCCGACCGGCCCUGCAGCGAGCAAGGCACAGGAGUGAACGGUUGGAUUUUCUGGGCCGUCGGUGGCGGGACCGUAGUUGUCGUCCUUGCAUCGCUUGCCGCCUUCUGUUGCUAUCGCAAGCGGCGCAACCAGCAACGCAAACGACGGAGACCGAUGGAAACGGAAGUGCAAUGUGAAGAGAUUUUGCCAAAGGAUCCACCGCUGAAGAAGGAAUUUCUCUCUGGGAACGUUAAGGAAAUCAUAGAGGGCAAGAUCGACGCGAGCGAGGCGGCGGUGUGGAAAGCGAUGGGCGAAAACCUGCCGCAGCUCCGGGAAUGCAUCGACCUGGGUCCUCAGCUGUUCACGGAGAGGCUGUGCGGCCAGGGCAUCAUCACGGAAGAAGCGCGCGACGUGGCGGCCGCGCAGUCCAACGUGUGGCGGCGCACCGACUACAUCCUGCAGACCGUCGUGGAGAGAGGGGAGGCAAGUGCGCAGAAGCUCCUGGACAUGUUCUCCGGCAUCAUGAGGGAGCAGGCGUCGGCCAUGCAAGCGCUCGCCUCUCGAUAUGGCUGCUCAAUAACGUUCAACAAAAGCACCGCCCAUCCAAACCUCUUGAUCUCCGAAGACCUGAAGAUGGCGACGAAGACGGAAGAGGCUCAACCGUGCCGAGCGCACGAAGGCAGGUUCGACCACUGGCACCAGGCGCUGUGCUCCAACUAUUUCUCGACGGGUCAGCACUACUGGGAGGUGGACGUGAGCAAUUCGUGGGACUGCCGGGUGGGCGUGGCCUACGAGACGAUCUCGCGGAAGGGGGCGGAGCUCGGCUGCGCGCUGGGCUGCAACCGCGACUCCUGGGCGCUGCGCAAGGACGGCGCCAGGUGCAUCGCGAUGCACGGGAGGCUGGCGGUGUGCCACGUGGUGCACGAGGCUCCACAGAGGGUGGGCGUCUACGUGAACUGCGACGAGGGUGUAGUGGCAUUCUACAUCGCCGAGCCCAGGCGGCUGUUCCACUCAUUCCACGCCAAUUUCGCCAGGCCCCUGUGUUUCGCGGUCCACCUGCACGACGGAUCGGUGACGUGCAUCGACUUGCGUUAGACGUAGACAACCUUUCUCCUUCCCCCCCGCUCCAAGCCCCAUCAUCAUCAUCCUGUGCAUGCCCCUCGGGGCGUAGCAGUCCCCACGAGCCGCCACCACGCAAUCCUAUCCUGUGCCAGCCGCCACGCUGAACGCGAGCCAAAGCCGUGGUGUCGAAGAUCAGCCUCGAUUGUGCAUGUCCCCGUCAGCCGUGGUCUGCCCCGGGUGCGCCUCAAGUCCAGCAGUGGGCCAUCGAUGAUUGCGCGAAGGGCCCUGGCGUGAUACGCCCGAGCAGUGUGUCCACAGAGCCUGAAGUCUUCUGGCUCUGACCGUUUCAUGCACUGCUGGUCAUCCCGUGCGAAGGCGGACUCCAGCAUUGGCGAUGCAUUCACUGAAGUGGACACGGAGUGUCCAUCGCAGGCACCCACUGGUCGAAGGCAUCCAGCUUCCCUGCUCAGGGACGCCGUCAUUGACCACGUCUCUGAGCUGUACAGUUGUAAGGGAUGCAUUGUGUAAGUCGAAUAUGUGUUGCUGUCGUAAUACUGGAGCGCAAGAUGUGUCCGUCGAGCUGUUUCAUGCACUCGCGUGCAAUCGAGAUUCUCCUUUCAAGUUCCAUCUCGUUGAAUAGUGCAGCCGAGAUAGAUGAACGAUUUUACCAAUUUAACGUUGUUGCCCGCUAUUUGUAACCUCAGGCAAUCUGUGUGAAGGUUCAUCAGUGGUCUGUAUUCUUAGUUUUUUAGCUCCAGUUUAUUUCCAGGCCAAAUGGGAUGGUUUCACGAUGCAUGAUCUCCAGGGCUAGUGUAGCGCACUCGUCACAGCUGGCUGGUGAAAACCAGACUUUGCGCUCCUUGUUGACCCGCGCAACUGGCAAUGCGGCAUGAAGAUGUACUUGGUCGUGUCACUCGUGGGGGAAUUCUUGGCAGUUGUGUUCCCCCGGUCUCUUGCCGGGAGGCCAGGAUAGGUAGCUGGGAGACUUCGAUGUUGGGUUUCCUUGAGCCAGCUACCCGGCUGCUCCGUUAACCUCAGAGCAGAGGGAGCUGUUGCUGAGCAUCGGGACAUGUCCACACGCAGGUGGGCCCAGCACGCUGCAGCUAUAGGUCAAGCAACUGCUCACUGACCAGUUAUACCGCCGGAUGUUUGUUCGCAUGUACAGACUCAGCGAUCACUGCCAUACACUAACAAUACUCAUAUAGAUUCAACACCGCCCAUAGACUAACAAUACCCAUAUAGAUUCAACACAGCCCAUAGACUAACACUACCCAUAUAGAUUCAACACUGCCCAUAGACUAACACUACCCAUAUAGAUUCAACACUGCCAGUAGACUAACAUUGCCCAUAUAGAUUCAACACUGCCCAUAGACUAACACUACCCAUAUAGAUUCAACACUGCCAAUAGACUAACAUUGCCCAUAUAGAUUCAACACUGCCCAUAGACUAACACUGCCCAUAUAGAUGCAACACUGCCAAUAGACUAACACUGCCCAUAUAGAUUCAACACUGCCAAUAGACUAACACUGCCCAUAUAGAUUCAACACUGCCAAUAGACUAACACUACCCAUAUAGAUUCAACACUGCCCAUAGACUAACACUACCCAUAUAGAUUCAACACUGCCCAUAGACUAACACUACCCAUAUAGAUUCAACACUGCCAAUAGACUAACAUUGCCAUUAUAGAUUCAACACUGCCCAUAGACUAACACUACCCAUAUAGAUUCAACACUGCCAAUAGACUAACAUUGCCCUUAUAGAUUCAACACUGCCCAUAGACUAACACUACCCAUAUAGAUUCAACACUGCCUAUAGACUAACACUACCCAUAUAGAUUCAACACUGCCAAUAGACUAACACUACCCAUAUAGAUUCAACACUGCCCAUAGACUAACACUACCCAUAUAGAUUCAACACUGCCAAUAGACUAACACUGCCCAUAUAGAUUCAACACUGCCAAUAGACUAACACUACCCAUAUAGAUUCAACACUGCCAAUAGACUAACACUGCCCAUGUAGAUUCAACACUGCCCAUGGACUAACACUACCCAUAUAGAUUCAACACUGCCAAUAGACUAACACUGUCCAUGUAGAUUCAACACUGCCCAUGGACUAACACUACCCAGUUUCCAAAAAUCCCCAUCUUUUUUCGACUGCAGGAGGAAGGAGGGAGAGGAAGGGAGUAGGGAAGAGUAGGAGGGAGGAUGAAUCCUUUUACACCAUUGGAACCUCAUUUGCCAGUAAAAAAUAUGAUAAUUGUCUGUUUUGUUGCCAGAUAGAAGGGUAAAAAACAAUUAUCAUAUUUUUUACUGGCAAAUGAGGUUCCAAUGGUGUAAAUGCUUACCCAGAUACUCUGAUGGUGCAUUGUCUUUGAGUUGUGCACCUUUUGGCGUCAUCUGGUCAAACCCAUGUGAUACUAGGCUCUAAGGAAAGCUGUCUCGGGUAUGGACCAAUCAACUUCAAGGACAUUUCAUAUAUUAUCAGUUAUAUUUUUGUAUGCAUUAUGGCUGCAGGUAUUGUGGUCUAUGCAAACUUGACUCCUUGUAAAAAGGUGUCAGUUAAGUUGCCAGAUAGAAGGGUAAAAAAACAAUUAUCAGGAUGAAUCCUGUGAGCUAUGAAGCUCUUGUUCGCAGAUGUCUAUGUCAGCAAGAAAACCCAGGCACACCACGAGAGACAACCACAUAUUGUAGAAGCUUCUCUAAAUGUAAAAAAUAAGUCCAAUUCGCCUUCUAUGAUUAGCUAUUUUCCAAUUUACAUUGAAUAAUUGUUAAAUUUAGUCUAUAGCUUUGUUGGAUGGAGCAUUUUGUCGCGUAUUUUUUUCCCGAAGUAAUGUUCUUAUCCACGCUACACAGCGUUGGCCUUUUGCGCAAAAGGAGCCAAAGCGCUUAUCGCGUGUUUUAAAUAUCGCGUGUUUUAAAUAUGCCUGCGGCUUUUUAAAAUUAAAUAAAAAUAUUCGCUUUAAUGCA